CUGGGCAGCCCCUCUCUGGGGGCCGCGGUGCCGGGGGCUGGCGCUUGCACAGGGGUUCGCUGCGGGGCCGGCUGUGCAGCCGCUAGAUGGGGGUGCAAAUACGAGCAAAUUCGAGCAAACGUGAGCCCUGCCCGGCUCUUCCGCUCCCCGCAGGAAGCAGGAAAGGGGACGGGGACAGAGACUUGGGGCAACCUGGCUUGGGGUGCCUGGGGAGCCCGAGGUCACCUGUCUUCUGCUGGCAUCCUGGGCUGGCCGGGGACAUGGUGGUCCUGCGGGCUGGGCUCUGCCCUGGUCUCACCGAAGACAUGAUCCAGCUUCUCAGGGCGAAUGGCAUCAGGACAGUGGUGGACUUUGUGUCCUCAGACAUGGAGGAUGUUGCCCAGAAGUGUUCCCUGUCUUACAAGGCGCUGGUUGCGGUGAGACGUGUGCUCCUGGCCCAGUUCUCUGCCUUCCCUGCCAAUGGAGCAGACCUCUACGAGGAGCUCAAGAGCUCCAUGGCCAUCCUGCCCACUGGGAGCCCAAGCCUGGACAAGCUGCUGGACUCCGGGCUGUACACGGGGGAAGUGACAGAGCUCAUGGGAGCACCAGGCAGCGGGAAGACGCAGGUGUGCCUGGGCAUUGCGGCCAGCGUGUCCCUCGGUCUCAAGCAGCAUGUCCUGUUCCUUGACUCCACGGGUGGGUUCACCGCCUCCCGUCUCUACCAGAUGCUUCAAGCCCGGACAGAGGAUGAGGAAGAGCAGCUGGAGGCUCUGCAGCGGAUCCAGGUGGUCCGUGCCUUUGACAUCUAUGAGAUGCUGAGUGCCUUGCAGGACCUGCGGGAUCGCCUGUCCCAGCAGGUCGUGAGCUCCAUGGGACCUCUCAAGGUUGUGGUGAUCGACUCGGUCUCUGCUGUGAUUUACCCGCUGCUGGGCGGCAAGCAGUCGGAGGGCUUGGCCAUCAUGAUGCAGCUGGCCAAGGAGCUGAAGACACUGGCCAGGGAGUUCAGCCUUGCUGUUGUGGUGACUAACCAGGUGACAAGGGACAGCAGCACUGGUCUGCUGAAGCCAGCCCUCGGCCGCUCCUGGAGUUUCGUACCCAGCACCAGGGUGCUGCUGGAGAGCAAGGAAGCCACUUGGGAGAAAGUCACCACACAGCGUGUUGCUUCCUUGGCAAAGUCACCCCGGCAGCCGACAGGGAUACAGGUGGAGCUGGAUAUUGGAAACUUUGAAGCACGGGAGCCGAGCCCAGCAACACCCACACAGGGGCUCUGAUGUGAGUGGGAAAAAAAAAAAAGGUCAAGGUCCAAGAGAGCUGCAAAAAAGCAGGCAAGUGCACUGAAGGUUUUCCAGACUGUGUCUGAGUCCUGCAUGACCAACAUGAAGCUCUUGUUCUGUGCUGGGGAGAAAAUGAGCGUGGGGUUCCCUGGAGAUCUCCUUGCCUCAGCAGAUGCUGCCUGCGGUGGCUGGGUGGUGUGAGCAGCACAACCGGGUCCUCUCCUCUGCUGCAGGCUUGUCUUCAACCAGCAGAGCCAGCCCUGUCCCAAGGGGUUGGCUUGGGACCAGCUGGCAGGUCCCUGCACAAACCCAUGACUCCUCAUGAUGGUUUUGUUCACCCCAUAACUCGCUGCCAUCUGAUCCCGGAGCUCUGAGCAUCCUUGGGCAGCCCACUGUCGUCUUGGUUCAGAAAUGUAAGAAAAAGAUGUUGCACAGUGCUGUGGUUGUUGAGAGCUAGAAUUCAAUUAAUAGUGGCUGCUGUUAACUUAAUUAAAAUGUUGAGGUUUAGUCCCCAGCAGGACUGGGAUGGGACAGGCUGUUCAUGAGCAGGGACAUAAUCAGAUGCUUGAUUUGACCUCUCUGUGAAGUAUAAUAACACCAAGCCCUACAGGGAGCUGCUGGUAUUUUUGGGGCACUGUUGUGCUGUGCAAAGAACUGCUGUUAACUGAUGGAGGUGAUGACCUGGAUCAGCUGUGCUGUAUCAGUCCUGACUGACACCAGCUGGCCCUGUCUGAUGCUCAAGGACCUAUUCCAUUGCAUGUGGUGCAGUUUAAAAUAAUCUCUUUGCUCCAGUGCUUUCCAGCUGCUCUGGGUGCCCUCCUGGGAGCUAGUGCAGGGCUGCGGAGGAGACAGGAGGCUGGGAUGGAGCGUGGCCUCUCAUGAUCCCAAAUGUCUGAGAUACCCUCAUUCUCUGUUUAAUAAGAAACCUCUGUGGCAGGUGAGGUGAGGUACAGCUUGCACCUCUGAGGCUGCUGAUGUACAUUGGGGGUCCUGGGACUCAUCAGGUCAUGCCUGUUAAACUAAUAACACAGCAGUACAGCUCCUGGAGCUUCUGUAGGAGUGCUGGGCAAAGAGGAGUCUGAUUAAACCAGAACUUGUGUGCUAAUUUCUCCAGAGUAGACAUGACUCCAUACAACCCCGCAUUUGUGAGCAAUAACUGCUGUAGGAAAGAGGCAGCUAAAAGGGGUAUGUGAACAUGUUUGAGUUUCCCAGGAGGCAAUGGCAGGUCUCAGCACAGGUAUUUUUGACUUGCUUGUCUGUCAGAGCUGUGUUUCCUGCAAAACUGAGCUCUUGGUGCUCCCAUGGCUGUGAUUUUGGGGGCAGGUCCCACCUCCUCCAUUGUGGCCACCCAGCUGCUGCAGCUCCAUCCAUGCGGCUGUGGGAAUGGCUGCGCUCCCAGCAGGUCCUUCCCGAGGAGGGGAACAUGCCAGAGCUGUACCAUUAAACAGUUUUUCAGUAAAAAUAAAUGUAUUUUAAAGUUGUGUA
Messenger RNA from Columba livia (rock pigeon), 2738 nucleotides. It is a transcript of the gene RAD51D, whose product is annotated as RAD51 paralog D. NCBI's taxonomy places the organism in Eukaryota, Metazoa, Chordata, Aves, Columbiformes, Columbidae. The transcript has 11 exons. The coding region runs from base 87 to 1250 and encodes 387 amino acids. Gene Ontology annotation, cellular component: replication fork; Rad51B-Rad51C-Rad51D-XRCC2 complex; centrosome. Gene Ontology annotation, molecular function: single-stranded DNA binding; ATP hydrolysis activity; four-way junction DNA binding. Gene Ontology annotation, biological process: telomere maintenance; reciprocal meiotic recombination; DNA strand invasion. The record is from RefSeq and is a predicted model, not a curated record.